Molecule: messenger RNA, 1652 nt
Organism: Rhodamnia argentea
Lineage: Eukaryota; Viridiplantae; Streptophyta; Magnoliopsida; Myrtales; Myrtaceae
Product: anthocyanidin 5,3-O-glucosyltransferase-like
Exons: 2
Coding region: 113-1534 (473 amino acids)
Molecular function (GO): UDP-glycosyltransferase activity
Source: RefSeq, a predicted model, not a curated record
AUUGUUUUGUCUAUAUAAACUGUGUUUCGACGUUCAUGCGUAGGCAGGCAUACGGUAAUAGAAAGAGCAGUGGAAAAACGAAAAACAGCCUUAAGGUACCACGCACGAAAACAUGGGGGAGACCAUAGUCCUCUAUCCGUCGCCGUUGAGGGGUCACAUAGUCGCCAUGUUCGAGCUCGGACGCCUCAUUCACAAACACCACCCUCGCCUCUCCAUCAUUAUAAUCCUCUCCUCUGCCUCGAACGCCGCGGCCGCCCCAGCAGCGGCCGCCAACUCCGCUUCCAUCACUGUCCUCCACCUUCCAUCCGCCGCCACCGAGCACGAUGAGACGCCCUUCGAUUUCGCCCGCCGUGACACCUCCAACCUCCGCCUCGCCCUCGUCGCCAUCACCGCCGCCGCGGACCUCCGAGCCCUCGUCGUCGACGUCUUCUCAGACGCCGCCUUCCCUGUGGCGGCCGCCCUCGGCAUCCCGACCUACUACUUCUUCACCUCGGGCGCCGUUGCCCUCGCCGUCUUCCUCCAUUUUCCGACCCUCCAUGGGAGCACCACCAAGGGCUUCAAGGAACUUGGAGACGAGAUCGUGAAAAUACCUGGGUUGCCGCCGAUCAAGGCCUUGGAAAUGCCAACCGGCAUGCUUAACCGGGGCGGGAGAUUCUACGGCUACUUCUUGGAUGCUUGCAGGAACAUGAUCUCGUCGUCCGGCAUCAUUGUUAACACGUGCGAGUCGCUUGAGACUCGGAUCAUCCGUACCAUCAAAGAAGGAUCAUGCGUGCCGGACUUCCCGACUCCCCCUAUUUUUACCGUGGGGCCUUUGGUUGAGUCAAAGGUCGACGGCGACGACAAAGACGGUGGUGACGAGAGAGAAAGAAGGCACGAGUGCUUGAGCUGGCUCGACUCGCAACCGAGCCUAAGCAUCGUGUUCUUGUGUUUCGGCAGCGAGGGAAGGUUCUCCGCCGCACAGCUGAAGGAGAUGGCCUCAGGUUUGGAGAGAAGCGGGGUGAGAUUCUUGUGGGUCGUGCGGCCUCCGCCGCAGGAUGAGUCCGCAAAAUCAACAUCGGCGUGGAAAGACGAUGACGACACGAGCUUAGAGAAGUUCUUGCCGGAGGGAUUUUUGGAGAGGACAAGAGAGAGGGGGAUGGUGGUGAAUUCAUGGGCGCCACAGAUACAGGUGCUGAGUCACGGCUCGGUGGGCGGGUUCGUCACCCACUGUGGCUGGAACUCGACCAUCGAAGCCGUGCGCGCUGGGGUGCCAAUGGUGGCCUGGCCUCUCUACGCGGAGCAGAAGGUGAACAGGAACUUUCUCGUGGAGGAGGCCGCCCUGGCGCUCCCUCUGAGCAUGUCGGGCGAGGACAGGUUCGUGAGCGCGGACGAGUUGGCCAAGCGGGUCACCGACUUGAUGACGGGCUCGGGAGAAGGAAAAGCGGUCAGAGAGCGGGUCUUGGCAGCGAGAGACGGCGUGCUGGAGGCCUUGAGUGACGGCGGAUCUUCUCGGGUUUCAUUGGCUGCGGUGGUGGCGUUAUGGAAACGUGGCUGAGACCUAGUCCUCUCACUGUCAAUUGAAUAAUGGACCUCAACAGGGAAGAGCUACAACGACCGAAUUAGAGUACAAGAUCAGAACUGUUUCCCAUGAAGCACACCAGAAAUAAACAAAA